Molecule: messenger RNA, 1629 nt
Organism: Neodiprion virginianus
Lineage: Eukaryota; Metazoa; Arthropoda; Insecta; Hymenoptera; Diprionidae
Product: probable ATP-dependent RNA helicase DHX35
Exons: 10
Coding region: 1-1629 (542 amino acids)
Cellular component (GO): intracellular anatomical structure; catalytic step 2 spliceosome
Molecular function (GO): RNA binding
Source: RefSeq, a predicted model, not a curated record
AUGUCACAGUAUCUUUUGGAGGCCGGUUGGACUGGAGAUGGCAAAAUGAUUGGUAUCACGGAACCGAGGAGAGUAGCCGCCACCUCACUGGCCAAUCGUGUUGCUGACGAACAAAACUGCGUCCUCGGCACUGUCGUAGGAUAUUCGAUACGCUUUGACGAUUGCACCGGCGAAGAUACGAAAAUUAAGUUCAUGACCGAAGGUAUACUGCUUCGAGAAAUGAUGGGUGAUCCUUUACUGACCAAUUACUGUAUCCUUAUGCUGGACGAAGUACACGAGCGAACCUUGCUCACCGACAUCGUGAUGGGAUUACUGAAGAAGAUAAUUCGGAAGCGACGAAGUUUAAAAGUAAUUGUGUCAUCGGCAACCGUCGAUGCUGAACAACUUCGUGAUUUCUUCAACACAAACACUUCGAAGGACAAACCAGUCGCCGAUUAUGUGAAAGCAGUCGUUGUUACGGCGUUGAAAAUUCACGUGCAUGAAGAACAGGGUGACAUCUUGGCAUUUCUCACCGGAAUGGAGGAAGUCGACAGGGCGGUUGAUCUGCUUAACGAGCAUGCGAAAUUGAUUAUAGAUGGCAAACAAAAAAUCUUACCACUUCCUAUGUUUGGCUCUCUUCCGAGCACGGAACAAUUGAAAGUAUUUUGGAACGCCCCAAAGGACACCCGAAAAAUUAUCAUCACGACGAAUAUAGCCGAAACUUCCAUCACGAUACCUGGCGUUGUUUACGUAAUUGACAGCGGGUUUGUAAAAAUCCGUUGGUUUGAGGUGGAAACACACACUGACAGCCUAAUUGUAGCACCAGUAUCCAAAGCAUCUGCAAAUCAACGAGCUGGGCGGGCUGGUCGUGUAAGAUCCGGAAAAACGUACAGACUCUACACAGAGGAUGCUUUUGACAAAUUUGUUGAAGCAACUCCUCCAGAAAUGCAACGUUCAGAUCUAGCACCUGCCAUUCUACAGCUGAAAGCUCUGGGCAUCGAUAAUGUCUUGCGAUUUAAUUUUCCCUCACCGCCACCAACAAAAAAUCUUCUGUGUGGCCUAGAACUGCUUUAUCCUUUGGGGGCCAUUGACAAUAAUGGAGAAUUGACAAGUCCGCUGGGAGCAACGAUGGCAGAAAUGCCAUUAGAUCCUGUCUAUGCCAAGUGUUUGAUAAUCUCAGGUACUAUGGAAUGCUCAGCGGAGAUAACAAUCAUCCUAGCUAUGCUUCAGGUGCAAAAUGUGUUUACAAUACCCGGAGGGGGUCAAGCAGCUCUGAAAGCACGAGUCGCACGUCGCAAGUUCGAAGCAGAAGAAGGGGAUCUGAUCACGUUGUUAAAUGUCUAUACGGCCUAUGAGUCCCAGAAAGUAACAAGCUGGUGUCACCAGAAUUUUCUCAAUCACAAAACGCUACGAAGAGCCACAGAAAUUCGUACCCAGAUGUGUAAAAUGCUUAAAAAGUUGAAUAUUCCACUUAUCUCUUGUCAACGUGACACCGAAAAGGUUCUGAGGUGCAUUACUGCCGGCCUUUUUCCCAACACUGCGUAUCUUCAUUACGCUGGGGUGUACAGGACCGUUCGAGGUAGCAGGGAACUUGACAUUCACCCCAACAGCUGUCUGUACGCUGUUCAACAGCCUCAAUGGUUGGUAUAG